This is a messenger RNA of Lycium barbarum (goji berry), 1595 nucleotides long. Its product is annotated as seipin-1. NCBI's taxonomy places the organism in Eukaryota, Viridiplantae, Streptophyta, Magnoliopsida, Solanales, Solanaceae. Gene Ontology annotation, cellular component: endoplasmic reticulum membrane. The transcript has 2 exons. The record is from RefSeq and is a predicted model, not a curated record. Gene Ontology annotation, biological process: lipid droplet organization; lipid storage. The coding region runs from base 149 to 1438 and encodes 429 amino acids.
GUACUUGUUGCACAAAAUCUGUCGUGCACCUCCUUAAGCAACCCCCGUCAAGAAACCCCAAGUUAAGCAACCCCAAGAGAAAAUAAGGUGACAUUGGUAACACAUAAAAAACAAAAAAAUCCAUCAACAUCAAGAACUAGUCACAGCCAUGGAAGAAAAAGAUGUGCUUGAGGAGAAGGCACAGGAAGAUGAAUAUGUUGAUGACAAUGAUGAUGAUGAACUCAUGAAGAACAAUUUACCAGUACAGAACCAAUCAAGUUGGUUCACAAAAAUGAUAGCAUUACAAGUAGAGAUCAUCACAACUAUCUUAGUAUCUCUAGUUUCACCCAUUUUCUACAUCAUAUCUUUUGCUAACUCUGACUUCAACUUGCUACGCCCUGAGGAAACUGAAAAGAACGUUGUUGUAGCUGUAAAUGCAGUAGCUACAGUUCCUUCAAAGGUAGUUCAUGGAGGUACUUUGCUUUUAAAGAAAUUUGGGGUUGGAAUUCUUGGAGCUGCUUACGUGGCUAUGGUUUUGACAACGUUGUUGAUUGUGUCAGGGGUUUUGGGAUUUGGGUUGGUGAGGAUGUGGAUGGAAGAACCUGUGGUUUUGAGAGAGAAGUUGUAUUUUGAUUAUGCAGAUGUGAAUCCAAAGGCUGUGUUUUCGUUUGUUGAAUUUGGUGGGGAGAAAGGUGGAGGAAUUGGAGGUUAUGGUCAUAGUGAUAUUGGUGUGCCUGUUGGGCAUACAAUGUAUGUUUCUUUGUUUCUACUCAUGCCUGAAUCUGAUUUCAACAGAGACAUUGGUGUUUUCCAGUUGGUUGCAGAAGCAUUAUCAAAAGAGGGGCUCAUAAUGGCAAGAUCAAGUCAUCCAUGUAUGUUACGUUUCAGAAGCCUGCCAAUCCGUCUCAUGCGAGAAUUUAUGAUGAGUGUACCUCUAGUACUUGGACUUACAGCUGAAACACAAACGAUUACCGUUCCAAUGUUAAAGCACAAGGAAGGUCUGCCUAGAACAGAAGCAAUCAGAAUAACUAUGAUACCUCGAGCUGGAACUUUGGCCCUGCCCCAACUCUAUCAGUCCGAGAUCAUAUUGAAAUCUCGGCCUUCUUGGUAUAAAGACUUGGUUUACAAGUGGAAAUGGACAUUUUCUGUCUGGACCUCAAUGUAUAUAUACGUCACUCUGCUCGUAAUUCUUCUCAACUGGUGCAGACCACUCGUAUUUCCAGGCAUAGCGACAAGCUUUAUGGCUCGCGCUGACGUGGAUUUAACCAUAGAAGAACAGGAAGAACCACAAGAAAAAGGUCAAGAAGAAAGUGAUGUGUCCGAAUCAGUAAGAAGAUGGCGCCAGAGAAGAAGAGAGAGGAAAGAAAUGCUUCAACAAAGUGUCUCACCAGAGCCCCCGGAUGAUGCUGCAUCAAGCAUUUCCAUAACUAGGGAAGACACGGCUGAUUCAAGCGAGUGAAGUGUUUUAGAAAUGAAACUUUUAAGGAUAGAUUUGCGUUUUUAUAAGUCUAGUGACAGGCAGUGCUGUUUCAGCAGUUAAAAAGUUUACAAUGUCAAUUUUGGACAGAGACAGGAGUUUGUAAUUGAAAUAGUUGCAUACUGAGGGUUGCAGAACU